This is a messenger RNA of Solenopsis invicta (red fire ant), 2130 nucleotides long. RefSeq lists its product as uncharacterized. The coding region runs from base 352 to 1884 and encodes 510 amino acids. NCBI's taxonomy places the organism in Eukaryota, Metazoa, Arthropoda, Insecta, Hymenoptera, Formicidae. The transcript has 5 exons. The record is from RefSeq and is a predicted model, not a curated record.
UGUACACUGUAUACUAUAUACUGUAUAUAUAAAUAUAAUUUUUAACAUUUUUUCUACACGUGUGAAUUGUCAAGCUCGCAUGUUCAGUUUGUGUCUGACAGUCCGAGUCAGUUAUAACGUAUUUGCACAAGUGAACGCAAAUGAUGGAUGCGGUUACACAACCAUUACAUUUUAUGCGGGUGAACAGGUAUUUAUGGUUGCUUGAGACGAUAACUAUAUGUUACUCGCGUGCAAUAAUUAUUAACGCUUUGAGUGGCACAAACACUUUUUCCCCGCCUUAUUAAUUUCUCACUAUUUUUUCGUAAUAACGUUUUGUUUGUCUUUUACUAGGAUCACAGAUGUACAGAAAUUAUGGACCGUACGUUGAAUUUGUUAAAUUUGUACGAACUAUUGCACAACACUUUGCUAAUCACGGAGGAAGUGAAGGAAAUAUUGAGAAGAGACUGUAACCAGGCGGCGUUUGUUUUAAAACCGUGGCAGAUGAAAACUGUUGUUGAAAAACGAAUCGACGAAAGCACCUGUAGUUGUAAAAAAAAUGAAAAUGAAGCUGAGGAGAUUGCCGCGGGGAUAGGCAAAGCGAUCGUUCUGGCGCAAGAAUUGCGGGAGAAAUUAAAACUUAAUGUAGCGUUGAGAAAGAAAGCUUCAAGGACAGACACAAUUGAAAAUAUUUAUUUAUCCAAUCCUACGUCGACUAGUAGUCACAAGAGAAUAUCGAAGAGCAAUGUUACAACGCAGAAAGUAAACGUCACAAAGAGCCGUCCUGAUUAUAAAAAAUCAAAUGCGCUUCAAAAUGACACAGCAACUUCCGUCGCGACGAGAAAAUCUGUACAAAGUGGUAGUACCAAACGGAGUAACGUUAUCGAUAAGAUGCAAUCGAAGGUGUUGCCUGCAAAAGUUGCGGAAAAGCCAAAGAAAGGAAAGAAUUUUAUACUGGAAAAUAAAUUAAAUGUUAAGAAGAUAAGUUCGUCGAAUAAAUUACAAGUUGAUGACAAUAAUAUCUCACAAAAUUCGAGAAAGUCUUUACCGGUUGAGACGUCAGCUGCUGAAUUAAGCGAUUUAAUACACAAAAUGACACGGCGGCAAUCUACCGAAAAUGCUUUAAUUUCUUUUCCUGAAAACGCGAAGAAUGAUUGUCCUUUACAUGGAAAUAAUGCGUGUCAAUUUGUUCAAGAACAGAUCGUAGCGAUAGAUGUAGUGGAAGCGCUCCGGUAUUUUAAUGUGCCAAAUGAAAUUGUUAAGGUACUGAGAACUUAUUACUCGUUUCUAAAAACUGAAGUAGAUUUGAAUGAUAUUAAAGAGGACAGAUACGAGAGAUCUAUCGAUACUUUUCUGAAAGAAUUUGAAGCUAUGAAUAUAAUUAUGCAAGAUUAUUUAUUAGAUGAGCCUCACUUACUUAAUAAAGCAGCAAAAUCGAUAACAGCAUUUAGUAGCAUUUUUAAUGAAGAUUUAGAAACAAUCCAAUCCAAUGACACGAAGACCGCUUCCGCCGAACUAAGAGCCUCUUUCAACCAGUGUAAUAUCAAGAAUAAUGCAGAACCGGUUAUAAAAAACUCAUCCUAUAAUUUGUCUGUGGCGACGGGAUGGAUGUCAAAUGGCAUUUGGAAUAUUUCCUGUAUCGAGCACUUAAAAAAUUUUUCUAAAGCAUACAACAUAAGAUACUGUAAUAAGAAGCAACUGUUAUCACUAUACGAAGCUAUACAAAAAUUGCAGCGCACCAAAUAUCUAAAUACAUUAAUCGAAAUUGUUUUACGCGAUGUGAUACCUACCAUCAAGUCUAAUAUCGAACCUGUAAGCACGGAAUACGCGCAAGCAUAUAAGACAAUGUUUAUUCUUUAUCAAGGUUUAAAUCCCAAAGUGCCGGUUUUAGUAAGGACCGAUAGCUAAAGUCUCACGUCAUAAUUAUUCUCUGUUACUAUAGAAACCACUGUGUGCUUGUACAGCUUUUACUGCCUAAUUGAGAUUCACUUUUCGUAAAAGUAUAUACUGGAACUAGGCAGAAAUGUAUUUUUUGUUCCCUUAUGACUUUUAUCGUAUUAUUGUGUUACGGUAAUAACAAUCGAAAUAUUUUGUGCCAUUAAGUAUCUAUUGAUAAGUGUAAAAAAUAAAAUUUUGCUACGAAAUUAAAUGAAA